Molecule: messenger RNA, 668 nt
Organism: Rhipicephalus sanguineus (brown dog tick)
Lineage: Eukaryota; Metazoa; Arthropoda; Arachnida; Ixodida; Ixodidae
Product: glycine-rich protein-like
Exons: 2
Coding region: 52-549 (165 amino acids)
Source: RefSeq, a predicted model, not a curated record
UUAUCUAGUCACUGUGAUAUUUGGCGCAGCGACGGUGAACGGACUAGCACCAUGAAAGCAGUCCUCACCACUGCCCUCUUCGCCUUGAUUUUGGGUACUGCUUACGGCUACCCGAAAUUAGGUUUCAACCCCGGCGCCGGUUUCGGCGGUGGCAAUUUCGGCUUCGGAGGAACGGGUUUCAAGGCAGCUGGUGCUGACUACGGCAUCGGUAGUGGCUUCGGAGGACCUGGCUUAAAGCCGGCUGGCAGUUUUGGCUUCGGUGGCUUCGGCAGCGGAAGACCUGGGUUCAACUUUGGUGCUAGCAACCUCGGCUACGGGGCAGCUGGUUUAAAAUCAGGUGCUGGCAACGUUGUGAGACCAGGUUUCAAGCCAGUUAUUGUCACCUACGGACUCGGUGUUGACUUCGGAGGUUUUAAGCCAAUUUCUGUCAAUGGCUACAGUAGUUAUGGCUACGGAGGAUCUGCUUUGAAGCCUGGUAUUGGAUUUGGUGCUGGCUAUGGCCAGGGCUUCGGCUAUGGCUUCGGAAGCUUCGGCGUCAAUUACGGCUAGGUCCUUCGGGUGAGUUGUGCGUUCGCAGUGGUGAAAUUAGUGGAUAAUGAAAAUAUAAAGAACGAUGUUUGGUAUCUAUUGCAUGAUCAUAGUCUAGUGCUCGUGCUUAAGAAUUUCUU